Aspergillus aculeatus ATCC 16872 is the source of this 975-nucleotide messenger RNA. Its product is annotated as intradiol ring-cleavage dioxygenase. The annotation marks the transcript as partial. The transcript has a single exon. Gene Ontology annotation, molecular function: ferric iron binding; oxidoreductase activity, acting on single donors with incorporation of molecular oxygen, incorporation of two atoms of oxygen. Lineage: Eukaryota; Fungi; Ascomycota; Eurotiomycetes; Eurotiales; Aspergillaceae. The record is from RefSeq and is a predicted model, not a curated record.
AUUGUGGGUUGGGCUGCCCUAGCCGCCUCCCACGGCGCCUUCGAACAUGAAACCCUAGAGGCCGCGAUGGCCCGUCAUCGCCACACAAUCAAAGCGCGACGCAGUCUCGAGUCGUGUGCGGGGGACCUGGAGAAUUCAGGCAGCAAUCUGCGUCUCCGCGCCCGCCGCGACGAGAUCAUUGACCAUCACCGUCGGCGCAAGCGGUCUACCGUCGAGAUACUGAACACCACUCAUCUCCACACUGGGCUGCGGAUCGACCCAUCACGCCCGGGAGAGGUCUUUUCGGACGAGCACCAUGUGCUUCUGACCCCUUACGGUGACAACGGACCGUACUACGUGCCCGGCGAGCUCAUCCGCGAGGACGCGCGCGAGGACCAACUCGGAGUCCCCAUCAUCGUGGAGGCGCAAUUCAUCGACUACGAGAGCUGUCUCCCCGUCUCAGGCAUGUUUUGGGAUAUGUGGAACGCGAACGCGACCGGGGUGUACAGCGGGGUGAUCAACGAGGGUAACGGCGACUUCCUAGACCACUCCAACGUGAACGCGACCUGGCUGCGCGCCGUGCAGAUGGCGGACCAGGACGGAGUGGCGCGCAUCCAGACCAUCUUCCCCGGCCACUACACUGGCCGCACCAACCAUAUCCACAUCAUCGCCCACACCAACGUGGUUGUGCUGCCAAACGGCACCAUCACCGGCGGCAGCGUCAGCCACAUCGGCCAGUUCUUCUUCGACCAGGCCCUCAUCGACGCCGUCGAGACCACAUACCCCUACACCCUCAACCCAUAUGCGGUGAUCGGUAAUGCCCUCGAUGACACCUUCCACCAGGAGACGGCCUUCUCCGCCUCUGAUCCGGUCUUCAACUACGAGUACCUGGGCGAUACCCUGCAGGACGGUCUGUACAUGUGGGUGCGCAUCGGGGUGAAUGUGUCUGCGAGCUGGCAGUCUGAGUACAGCUUCACGCAUGGUGCCAACGGCGGU